AUGGCGGGCGACUCGAACGGAGAAGUAAAACAGGUUCUGCUAGCAACAGAAGCAGAAUUGUACAUCGAGGAGUUAAAAACGUAUCCGCUGAAGGAAAUAGGCAGUCCAAAAUGGAUGAGUCAACAUGAGUUUAUCGAAAAACUUAACAUGCAAGUAAGCUUUAAAUUUAAUAUCUUUAAAAUAACUGAUGACCAGCAAUUUAAACUGACAUUAAAUAUGAUUCAACCAAAAGUGAGAACCCCACCGGGGUUUGUGGUACUCAAGGGAACUUGUCAAUGAUUCUCCAACCU
Messenger RNA from Orbicella faveolata, 290 nucleotides. RefSeq names its product zinc finger MYND domain-containing protein 10-like. NCBI's taxonomy places the organism in Eukaryota, Metazoa, Cnidaria, Anthozoa, Scleractinia, Merulinidae. The record is from RefSeq and is a predicted model, not a curated record. Gene Ontology annotation, cellular component: cytoplasm.